GGAACGUCGAGUAAAAACCGGAUUACCGCCAAGCAUUAACAUCAUCAUCAUCAUCAUCACGACAAAAAUAACAACAAUUAGCGAGGAAGGAAGAGCCAUCUGCAGUACUAUCUUCUUGUUCUUGUUGUGUUUUUGAAGAUAUUAGAUGAGAAGGUCCAUCUGGGACAGUAAGGAAAAAAUGGAGGCAGAACCAUCACUGGAGAGCAUCUUGUCGUUUGUGGAAGCCGCGCCGCGUGAAGGAGUAUUCAUACCUAGAUGCAACAUUUACAACUACAGAUGAUGAAUUGAUUCGUCAUCAUGCUCAUGGUCAGCUAGAUUUUCUUGAAAAAAGGUAACUCCAACUCACGACGACAUCAAUAACUGUUUGUAAAAAAGGAUCAAAUUGCUUUUCUCAUCAACGCCCCUCGCGGCUCGUGUACUGCUCUACUCCUCAACUAACCUCCCCAGGGCGCCAAUGGUGUAGUGAGCACCUCCGCGGCAUCCGCGAUAUCAGGAAAGCGACGUUUGAGCGACACAGCCCUCUCCUUAGACGCCAAGAGACCACACAUCGGAAAACCAUUUGAUGAUUGGGCUGGGGUAAAAAUGAUGGUUCUUUGGAACAAUUGGAUGAAAAGAAAAACAAACAAUAGUAGUUCUCGUUCUACUUCUUGUGGUUAACUACAGAAGAAGAUGAGCAUUAAUGACAACGAUGAUGUUCAAGUUCAUGUUGUUGUUGGCAGUGGCACAAUACAACACAACUAAUCUCGCACAAAGUUCAGUGCAGACUGCCUUAAGGGCGUCAUAGAUGGCGCACGCGAUGGAUCUCACGCAGGUGGCCACUAUAGUUUCGUAACACAUGAUUUGAAUUAUCCAACACAAGGUUCCGACUCCAACCGGUUCCGCAAACCGAUCCGGAUCCGCUAGCCAAGGAGCUGGCCAUAAUUUAGACCCUGGAAAGCAACAGCAACAUUUAGAUUUGCUUCUGGCCUCUUUGGGGACAACAUCAGCGAUGACAUCUACAACGACAACGACGACUUCAACCUCCACCACGACCUCUGCCGCAAAUUUGUCAGCAGCGGUCGAAGACCCAGUAGCCGCUUUCUUGCAGACACUGUCAGAAACACAGCGACAACUACAGCAGCAGGCGGCUGCGCAGGGAAAUGGUUAUGAAGCGAAUAAGAUUUUGAUUUUGUUUUUGAGAAUUACUUACUUAGAUUUCUAAAGGUUCAUACCCAUGCAAUUACAAUUACACCUGACAACAUUUCGUCUUCCUCUUCGUCAAACCUCAAUUUCAAAUACCUCUUCCGUUCUCUACCUUCUUGUUCCUACUCAGAAGCUUCAGCUUGAUACCUCUUUCAUUUCCCCAGUGCCUUGCCGAUGUUCGGGCAACCAGGAGGUCUAUUGGGUGGUGGUGUUGGCGGGCCACAGCAACAAGUCCGACAGUUGAAACCUGUCGACAUUGAGAAUUUGUUCAAGAUAUUUGUUACUCGUCGCAUAGCAACUGGGAUGAGCAAGGGCGCGCCUGCAGCAGGCUUUCUCAAAGGUGGUUUGCCGCAAUUGAAACAGGAUUUCUGGAAUUUUGUGCGGCAUUUGAAGGGCAAAGCCGCUCAGAAAGGAAUGCUGUUGUCUUCAGCUCCCGUUCCCGGAGCAGCUGCAGGAGGCGGGGAACUGCUGGUAAAUUUAUGUGUAGUUUCGAAGAUGAUCAACAUCCUCAUCUUUUUCAUAAUCUUAAUCUAUCACCAAGGAAGCAACAUCCUCCUCCACCUCCUCACAAACAGCAAAGAGCCUACUCUAGCACCACCAACAUCCUUUCUUACUUCCUCACAAACAGCAAAGAGCUGGCGCCGUUGCUGGUUUACUCGGCAAAGGCUUAUCCCUUUCGCCGUUGGAACAAGCACAGAAGGAAUUGAAGGAGAAGGAGAGGCUAGCCGAUGAAAAGCUUCGCGCUGUAGAUCAGUUGUUGGCUGAGGUGCGUGCCAGAUCCGACAAACUGGCGGAGAAGGAGAUGGGUGCCUCGGCGAGUGGUGCUAGUAGUAGUAUGUCGAUGUCGGAACAGCAGAGCAAGGGCAUACCGUUAAAGUCAAGGGCUGAUUUUACGAGUGACGAAGGUGUUUAGAUUUACGCUUAUAGUUUUACACGUUUAUCUUGGCGCGUCAAUCUUUGGCGUUCUUCCAGCACAUCAUAAGGGAAAUCUUGCAGUAAAGCCGAACGCAUAAGGGAAAUCCCCCAAUGACCAGCUAGACCUAAUUGUUUUUCACUUAAAACAGAUUACGAAGCCUACAAGAGUGGGACUGGGAAAUAUUCGGCUAAAGACUGGGACUCCUGGUGGACCUGGGUUGCUGACGCCGGUGCGGCUGUGAAUGCAGCAGGUACUUGUCGUUGAUAGUAGUUCCACGAGUGCAUCGAUUAUCAUCUCAGGCUACACGACCGCUGAAGAUGAAACUACAACUAACAAAAACAAAUUUAGUCGUGUGAUAUAGAAAAGCAUCAUGUGCAUUUUAAUAUCGUUACAUUCUACAGGUUCUUCAGGCAAGGGCUUUCCCAUGUCCGCAUCUCCUUCGUCGGCUCUUUCUUCACCUGCGACGAGUGUUGCUUCAGCAGCUUCAUCAACAAUUGGAGGACCACAGGCAUUUUUACUUGGUAGCGCAGUGCCUCAGCAGGUGUGUGCGGUCACAGGAGCUGCGAUUCCCACUACGACGAUUGUACAACCCUUAAGAGUAGGUUAAAGGUGCUUUUCGUUUUCUUACCGCUUUUUAUGCCUCUCCUAAGGGAGACGGAGAAAGGCAUAACAAGCGGGGUAAGCGAGCACCAAAAACCUACCUCUAAAGCCCGGGCCUUCGUCGGGUGCCACCACUUCAGGCACCACUGUUGUCCAGCCAGGGGCGUUGAUUCAGCACCCAGGAGCAGCCAGACUCUCGCCCUUUGGUCCAGGCAAGCCGUGUUUUACGACGGCGCCGGCAUUGCCACCCUUGGCUGGAGGAAAGCGUGGGUUUUUGCCGCAUGGCAUGGUUAUCGGCGGACCACCAUGGAAUAGCACGGCCGCUGGUGGAAAAUUCCACCAUGUAACCGCUGGUGGAACUACCACAGCCAAGCAUCUGCAUGGGAAAGCAGGGAAGGGGAAGAAUGCUGGUGCUGCACCAGGGAUCUUCAAGGGUGCUGCGCCACCUAAUGCUAAUGCUAGUUCUUGUGGAAUAAGUUUAAUACAGCGGACGACGAGCACCACGUCUUCGAUGGGCAACACCAUAUCAACUUCCGGUAGCAGCUCUGACAUGCAAGCUAGCAAUUCUACAUCAUCUGACUCAGUAUCAUCUGAAUCUGUUGGAACGACAACGAUCUAUGUCCCUACAGGUGGAGCGUUAAUUGCGCCACCGCCUGGUGCGAGUAGUACAACUGAGUCUGCUGCUCACAGUGACAAUACCAGCAGUGCCGCUAACCCUAAUAGUGGUGCGGCCACAAAUAAUAUUAACACAGGAGUGAGAAGUCCCAACUCAACGACUGGACAUGGAGGAAUCUCCGGAGCUCCAACACCCAUGACAAACAACAAAAUCGUUUCUAGUGGUCCUGUAGGUUUAGGAGGUUCUACUUCUCAAAUAGGAACUUCAACAGCCUACGCCAACUAUGGCACUCCCAACAUGAUAACCGUCAAAGGCGGAGGUAAACACCACAUAUUACUGCAACAACAGCAAUCUGGAGGUGGUCCAGGGACGAGCGGAGGUGAUCUGAUUGGACCAGGAGCACAUCCGCAGCAUAUUGGGGGUAAGGCUGGUGUUGGUUUCAGCCUUCCUCAAGGUCAAAGUUUAGUCUUAGGAGGACAGCAGCAGCACACCAGCACAGCAUCACCACCUGGGGGGUUCGUGGCUGCUUCAUCUCGCGGCGCCGGCGCACCACCGUCAUAUUCAGCGUUCAAUAAUCCUACCGGGUUGUACAGCACGUCACCAGAAGAUCUACUUGGGACGAGUUCAACGUCCGCUGGUGGAGAACAACAUGCUGUAGCCUCCAAUGGUACGGCAACGACUGGGGGAACCAACGGCCCUUCAUCUUCAGCGACCACUGUCGUGACUACCGGUAAAGGUGGCGUAGGCAAUGAACAACAGCAGCAGCAGCCAACUAGUACCUAUAAUAACAAGCAAAACAACAUCACCGGCACUAGCCGUAGUAAUAAAGGCUCACCAGUGAUCCUUUCAUCAGCGACGAGAGAUCGCGAACAGAAUGAGUCACCACUGAUCCAGGCUCCUACAACUACUUCUAUCGUUCAACAUUCCUCUACGCCGUCCCCUCAGCCUGGAAACUCGACCGGGGCGAUGAUGGCCCCCACCCAGCAGUCUUCGUCGCAACAAAUGAGCCAAUCCGUGUUUCAACAGAACAACCAACAACAUACUAGUAGUGCUACUACCGCAGGCGCAUCAUCAUCCUCUUCAGUUAAAAAUAUGGGAGCUGCCACCUCGUCCGCCAUUUCGUCUACCAACAACAAUUUUGUCCAACAAAUAAAUACUAUGCAGCUCUCUUCCUCCUCUUCGAGUUCGACUGCUCAGGUACAACUCGUUGGAGGGGAGCGCGAGCAGCUGAUUGGGCCACCACCAGGGGUCAGGGCUCAAAUGAUGAACGGCAUGGGGGGGGGCGCUUCUUCUUCUUCUUCAGUCAAGAUGAUGAACAAUGCCGUUGCUGGUGGAUCAGGACCUAUCUCGGCGACUUCUGGAUCUGUAAUGGGGCCUUUCGGUGCUAGCGGACCCCAUGUGCAGGCAACUACAGGUGGGAACAAUAGUUACAUCGUUAACGCAGCUCAGGCAGGCUUACCACCUACUUUUGGUGGUGGGAACCAACAUCAUGUUGUAACCAGUCAGAACAUGCACCAGCAACAUCAUCAUCUAGUAACCACAACUGGUGCAGCUGCAGGAGGUCAUCCCCAGAAUAUGGUCGUUCAUCAUCAACUUCAACAUCCGCAUCAAGGAGCUCAUCAACCUGUAGCAGCAAUGCAGGCGCAUCAGUAUCAUGGUCACAUGCAACAUCACUCCAUUGUCAUCGGCGCACCACCGACGUCGCACCAUCAAGGUGUUACCACAGGAUCGAUGUACAAUCAGAAUAUCACAGGCGCUGGCCAGCUAAUUGGCGCUCCACCAUUGCUGGCUCGGCGUAGUGGCGGGGCAAGUGGUUCUGCAGCCGCCGGUGGUCUAACUUCGACGAACCACAACGAGGUGAUCGUUUCAUCUACUGCGGGUAUUCCAGUAUCAGCUGUUCCGGCUGUUCCCAGUAAUAGCUUCCCUGCCGAUCAAAAUCCAUUUCCGGAUCAGCCAGCUCUUCCACGCAGGCCACCACUCGACAAGAAAGCGCCAGCUUUCUAUGGUCAUCGCAGUGCAGGUACUCCUGGUCCAUUGAUCAGUCUGACACCUGGUGGCACUGGAGCGCUAAUUCCUAGUCCAGGAGCAGUUGUGUCAGGGAGUAUUAGCAGUACAGGAAUCUCUACUACUGGUGCAUCGUUAGGUGGACCUGGCGCUCCCGACCUCAGUAGUAGUAGACCGCAAGUAGGUCCUUUCGAUGCGAUCACUGGGGAUCAUACUAGCGAGACCAGGACAGCUAGCCACGGGACCACAGGAGGAACGGGUAGUGGUGGCGAAGAAAACGGCAAAGAUGAAGCUACUAAGUUUCAUGAGAUCUUGGUUGGAUGAAACGGAAGAUGCAAGUACUCGCGUUCAGAUUUUUUUGUUUUUGUGCUACUACAGCUACUAGAUAAAAGAAUAUUCAAUAAGAAUAACAACGUUUCUCUUAGUCAUUUUGAUAUUCGUUCAUAAAUGUGAAUAGAUUCCUCGAUGACUGGUGUCGCGCCAUAACGGUGUGUAUGAGCUAACAGUGUCGUAUAAAUAUGAAAUUUUACAAACAGAAAGAUGUCAACUACAACCGCGUAAAUCAUUUUCAAUAAAGCUUAAUAAAGAAAGCACCAAAAGUGUCUGGUCGCUGUGCUCAUAGACGAUUACUAUCACAUGAAUACAAGAACCCAACAGACUCCAGGGGCAAGAUGACGGUAAUAUAUGUUUCUCAUUUCGUGAAAACCUAAACGUAGACUCAGAAGCAUUACGAUUCAUGAUCAAGCAGAGGAGUAAGGAGAUUGAACAACAAAAACAACAAGAAGAAGAAGUACAAAGGAUAAAUACAAAUAGGAUCAUUAUGCUGCGUGGAGCCCACGUAGUUGAAUGCAACUAUCCCAAAAAUUAAAUACGAUUUUUUUGGCUUUUUUAUCGCUGGCUUGAUGCCCUCAUAUCAGUGGUCAUAACUGUUAUUGUCGUUUCCGUUAAGCAUAAGCUUAGGGGGUCACGGUUGCGGGAUGAUCAGUGAAACGUAGGAGAACCGGGAGGCUGGGCAGGUGGGCGUGGGUCCAGUUGUCAUGUCUGACAUACAUUUUUUAGAAGAUUACCAGCAUUGGGGCCUAUGUAUAUCGCUUCGACGACAAUGACAAGGAGGCAGAGGCUCCUGCUCUCGGGAGUGCGAAGUCUCGCAAGGAGCGGGAUCUCUUUGUCAUCUGCUUUAGAUGUUGCAGUGGUUAAAUGAAGGCUGCCUCAAAAUCGAACGAUAAUUUCCUCAUUACUUCGAUCUCGAUGAGAGCUGUAAUCUGGUUCUGAUCGCUGUCGUCCUGAACCAAAAUAUAACGAAGCUAAAAGUCGAAAUUGUCCAUUUUACUUUCUUGAAGGAUUUUUUUGUUCAUCUUCAUGGCAUCUCCAUCUCGUCCGCACAUCGGCAUUGAAAACACAACAAGCAUACUAGACUAUCGAGUUUUUGAAGUAGAUAUGUUGAUAGCGUCAAUACCAAUACGAAGCAUGUUUUUCAUUUUUUUUUUCGGUCAUAUUCAUCAACAUUGACAACACGCUUACUGGACUGAUACAAGUACUAGCUGUAGCUCUACUACAUCGCCUGCGUCGUGUGCAGAAGGAGCAAUUCGUUGAGCGAUGAAAGUUCCGUCCGACCUUUCUUUUUAUUGGUGCGUGCUUAUGGAUAAUUUACUUUUAGUACCAACUGAGAACAACCAGCCGAGCACAACUAGGAAGCAGAGCCAGGACCACUCUGUGAUCCAUAUGGGUUCAUAUGACAGACCAAGAUUGCACAAAGGAAGAUGGAGCUGCUCGGCGGCAUGCUCCUCUGUGUAUCUUAGGUUCACGUCGGGGGUGAUGGUGCAUAUUUCAAAUUAGAGAUAACAUAGUGUGUCUGUGUCACGACAGAUGUUGUUCGUUGUCUCUCUGACUCAAUGACAAUGUAGUGCCAUUCCUGUGCAUGUGUAAAUAAAAUCAAAGAAAGCAAAGAGGUAGAACCAGGGCGUCGAAGUGAUUCGGCUACUGUGUGCUUGUGUGUAGUUUGUUUUUUUCGAUCUAGAGUCGUCUACCACAGCAUUUCACUCCACCAUAGUCGAGAAGGGUGUGGUACUUUAUCGAAGACGUCCUGGUUGAAAUAUUUUGUGUGAUAAAGAUUAUUUCUGUCUGGUAUGAGAAAUGCUGAAUGAUCGUACUCCUUUUAUGAGGUAUGAAAACAACAUCAAGGCUUUGAAGUUGAUGAGCUAAGCAGCCUCACAUAUUUUUAUGAAAUUCGUUGGGUUAGUACUCCGACGACUUGCGAUCGGGAUCCAUCGCGAAUAUCAUGCGAUCGAAGUUGCAAGAUGUUUGCAAUCGUGUUUAGUCGUUCCCUCAUAUUAUCGCUCCCGAUCGCAGCUGCGGGGGGGUCGGUGCCCUGCGGAGGCAACAUGAUUGAUUGACUGAUUUAGUCGUUGACACUGCUGAGGUA
Molecule: messenger RNA, 7740 nt
Organism: Amoebophrya sp. A25
Lineage: Eukaryota; Dinophyceae; Syndiniales; Amoebophryaceae
Source: the annotation of a GenBank genome assembly